Messenger RNA from Hemibagrus wyckioides, 7070 nucleotides. RefSeq names its product HEAT repeat containing 5B (gene heatr5b). The record is from RefSeq and is a predicted model, not a curated record. The transcript is spliced from 36 exons. The coding region runs from base 228 to 6437 and encodes 2069 amino acids. Gene Ontology annotation, cellular component: endocytic vesicle; Golgi apparatus; membrane. Lineage: Eukaryota; Metazoa; Chordata; Actinopteri; Siluriformes; Bagridae. Gene Ontology annotation, biological process: retrograde transport, endosome to Golgi; endocytosis; intracellular protein localization.
GCUCAGAUACACAGCUAUCGCUAAACCCUAGGCGGUAUCCUGAAUGGAUCUUCCCACCCUAUACAAGUGUACUAUAUUCCCUAUAUCCAAUAGCGGCUCGUGCACGGCGUCUAGUGCACUACGCGUACAGUAGGGUUAUAUUUGAGACGCGUCCAGUGGUCAGCCGGCCGAGCCGAGGAGCUCUGCAUACAGAAGAAAUCCCUCGAUUGUCCUUUUAGUGCCUGGCCAUGGAGCUGGCACACAGUCUGCUGCUCAAUGAAGAUGCUUUGGCCCAAAUCACAGAGGCCAAGAGGCCAGUCUUCAUAUUCGAGUGGUUGCGUUUCCUCAACAAGGUCCUCGUAGCUGCCAACAAGGUGGAUGUGAAGGAAAAGCAGAAAAAGCUGGUGGAGCAGCUCACCAAUUUGAUCAGCAGCAACCCAGGACCUCCGACACGGAAGCUGCUGGCUAAAAACCUGGCCACGCUCUACAGCAUCGGCGACACCUUCACCGUCUUCCAGACCCUGGACAAGUGCAAUGAUAUCAUCAAGAACAAAGACGACACUCCGGCGUACCUGCCCACCAAACUGGCUGCGGUGGCGUGUGUCGGAGCGUUUUACGAGAGAAUGGGUCGUAUGCUGGGCAGCUCUUUCCCGGAAACCAUCAACAACCUCCUGAAAGCCCUGAAGAACGCAGAGUCACAGGGUCGAGGUGAGAUCCUCCUGAGCCUGCAGAAGGUGCUGAGCGGUCUCGGAGCUGCAGCCGCCUCGUGCCACAGAGACAUCUAUAAAAACGCCCGCUCUCUCCUCACAGACCGCUCCAUGGCCGUGCGCUGCGCCGUGGCGAAGUGUUUGUUGGAGCUGCAGAACGAGGCGGUGUUCAUGUGGACAGCGGAGUUGGAGAACGUGGCCACGUUGUGUUUUAAAGCUCUGGAAGGUUCUACGUACGGAGUGCGUGUGGCCGUGUCCAAACUGCUGGGGACGGUCAUGGCCACGGCGCUCAUGCCCAAACAGGCUGCAGUGAUGAGACAGAACGUAAAGCGCGCUACACUGGAUGAGGUCCUGGAGCUGAUGGCCACGGGCUUCCUGCGUGGUGGAUCCGGUUUCCUGAAGAGUGGUGGUGAGAUGCUGAAAGGAGGUGCGUCGGUCAGCAGGGAGGUGCGCGUGGGAGUCACUGAGGCGUAUGUGGUGUUCGUGACGGUGCUGGGUGGUCAGUGGCUGGAGCGUAACUUCGCCACCUUCCUGAGUCACCUCCUGGAGCUGGUGGCUCACCCGCGCGCCACACAGAGUCACGUGGAGGCGGUGUACUCGCGCCGCUGCGUCUCAUUCGCCCUGCGCGCCACACUCGGCGCCCUGCUGGGAGAAAAGGCGCAGAUCGCCGCCGCUAAGGACAUCUGCCAGGCCAUCAGCAAGCAGAUGAGGGCAGUGGGUAAGGAGCAAAAUGGGGGGGAAAUAUCCAGGUUCAGAGCACUGCAGAAGGCGGUGGUGAGCGACAGCAGCGGGGAGAAUAAGGGCACGGCGGCCGACGUCUCUGCCAGUCAACACGUGAUGGUGUGUGCCCUUAAAGAGCUGGGCAGCCUGGUGCAGAGCCUCAGUGCCACGGCCGCUCCCCUCAUCCAGGAGCCUUCCAUCGGUCUGUUGGAGACGGUGAUGUCGGUGCUGCUUCAUCCCAGCAUGGCGGCUCGUCUAGCGGCGGCCUGGUGCCUGCGCUGCGUUGCCGUGGCGCUGCCCAAUCAGCUGACCCCUCUGCUGGACCGAUGUGCAGAGCGAAUCAACGCCCUGAAGAGUUCACCCGAAGCUGUGAGCGGGUACAGCUUCGCCAUGGCCGCCCUGCUGGGCGCGGUGCACCAGUGUCCACUGGGUAUUCCUCACUCCAAGGGCAAGAUGGUGGUGAGUAUAGCGGAGGAUCUGCUGCGCUCUGCGGCCCAGAACAGUCGUCUCUCUCUGCACCGGACACAGGCCGGCUGGCUACUGCUGGGAGCGCUCAUGACUUUAGGCUCGUCCCUGGUGCGCUAUCACCUGCCCAAGAUGCUGCUGCUGUGGAGGAACGUGUUCCCUCGCUCUCAGAAGGAGCUGGAGGCGGAGAAGGCCAGAGGAGACUCCUUCACCUGGCAGGUCACUCUGGAGGGCCGAGCUGGAGCGCUCUGUGCCAUGCGGAGUUUCGUGGCUCACUGCCCCGAGCUUCUCACCGAGGACGUGAUCCGGAGACUCAUGACUCCUAUCGAAUGCGCCAUGACCAUGAUGGCUCACGUUCCUGCCGUUAUAAAAGUCCAUGGUGCUCAUCUGAAGGCCAGUGCAGCGAUGGUUCGCCUCCGUCUCUACGACAUCCUCGCCCUCCUUCCUCCCAAAACAUACGAAGGCAAUUUCAGCGCUCUCCUGAGGGAGCUGGUAGCCGAGUUUACUCUGACCGAUAAUUCGUCCAACACCACCACGUCCCUGCUGCGUUCCCUCUGUCACUAUGACGACAGCGUCCUCAUGGGCUCCUGGCUGCAGGAGACCGAUCACAAGUCCAUCGAAGACCAGUUGCAGCCAAACAGUGCCUCAGGAAGCGGCGCCCUGGAGCACGACCCCUCCUCUAUUUACCUGCGUGUCCCUGUAGGUGAGGCCGUCCCCGGGCCGCUGCCCCUCGGAGUGUCUGUCAUCGAUGCGUCAGUGGCUCUGUUCGGUGUCGUGUUCCCCCACGUCUCCUUCAAACACAGGCUCCAGAUGCUGGAUCAUUUUGCUGAGUGCAUUAAACAGGCCAAAGGAGUGAGACAGCAGGCCGUGCAGCUCAACAUCUUCACCGCCGUGCUCAGUGCCCUGAAGGGUCUGGCUGAGAAUAAGAGCACUCUGGGUCCCGAGGAGGUGCGGAAGUCUGCGCUGGCUCUGGUGAUGGGAGCUCUAGAUAACCCCAACCCCAUCCUGCGCUGUGCUGCGGGUGAAGCCUUGGGGCGCAUGGCGCAGGUCGUCGGAGAGGCCACGUUCAUCGCCAGCAUGGCUCAACACAGCUUCGACAAGCUGAAGUCUGCUCGAGACGUCGUCUCCAGAACGGGUCACUCUCUGGCUCUGGGCUGCCUGCACCGAUACGUGGGCGGAAUCGGUUCGGGUCAGCACCUCAAGACCAGCGUCAGUAUCCUGCUCGCCCUGGCACAGGACGCCACGUCGCACGAGGUCCAGACAUGGGCUCUGCACUCCCUGGCUCUGAUCGUGGACUCGAGCGGCCCGAUGUAUCGAGGUUACGUGGAGCCGACUCUGUCUCUGGUGCUGACUCUGCUCCUCACCGUUCCCCCCUCACACACAGAGGUGCACCAGUGCCUGGGCCGCUGCCUCGGAGCCCUCAUCACCACCGUGGGCCCCGAGCUCCAGGGCAACAGCGUGACGAUCUCCACCAUCCGCUCGUCGUGUCUGGUCGGCUGCGCCAUCAUGCAGGAUCACUCGGACUCUCUGGUGCAGGCGGCCGCCAUCUCCUGCCUCCAACAGCUGCACAUGUUCGCACCGCGCCACGUCAACCUGUCCAGCCUGGUGCCCUGUCUCUGUGUGCACCUGUGCAGUUCUCACCUGCUUUUGCGGCGCGCAGCCGUGGCGUGUCUGAGGCAGCUGGUCCAGAGAGAGGCGGCGGAGGUGUGUGAGUACGCCAUGAGCCUCGCCAAGAAGGCUGGAGACAAUAAGGACAGCGCCACUAUCAACCUGAACAUCAGUGAGACGGGGCUGGAGGGCGUCCUGUUCGGAAUGCUGGACCGCGAGACGGACAGGAAGUUGUGCUCGGACAUCCACGACACGCUGGGACACAUGCUGUCCUCUCUGGCGGUGGGGAAACUCUCACACUGGCUCAAACUGUGCAAAGACGUCCUCGCUGCCAGCACAGAGGUCGGAGGCGCCGUGGCGUUCGAGGUGGAGAAAGAGGAAGAAGACUCGGAGAAGAAGGAUGAAAUGGACGAUGACAUCAUGUUCACGGGACUGGGCGAGGACGACAAGUCAAAGCCGUCCGUCGCCCCCCGCUGGGUGACCCGCGUGUUCGCCGCUGACUGCCUCUGCCGGAUCAUUCACCUGUGUGAAAACGCAGACAAAACACACUUUGACCUGGCGGCAGCUCGGACCGCCAAAGCCAAGAACCCUAAAGGUGACCUGCUGGUGCUGCAUCUGUCCGAUCUGAUCCGGAUGGCCUUCAUGGCUGCCACGGAUCACAGUCACCAGCUGCGCAUGGCCGGCCUGCAGGCUCUCGAGGACAUCAUUAAGAAAUUUGCCUCGGUGCCCGAGCCGGAGUUUCCUGGUCAUGUGAUCUUAGAACAGUAUCAGGCCAACGUUGGUGCAGCUCUCCGACCCGCCUUCUCCCCUGACACGCCCUCCGACAUCACAGCCAAAGCCUGCCAGGUGUGCAGUGCCUGGAUCGGCAGCGGUGUAGUGAGCGACCUGAAUGACCUGCGGCGCGUCCACAACCUGCUGGUGUCCUCUCUGGAUAAAGUGCAGGCGGGUAAAGGCUCAUCCAGCCAGCUGUACAGCGAGAGCGCCACCACCAUGGAGAAACUUGCCGUGCUGAAAGCCUGGGCCGAGGUCUACGUGGUGGCGAUGAAGCUGAAGAAGGAGGCGGAGUCCAGGCCGGCACGCCCCGUGCGCAGCGGUGAGGACGAUGACGACGAGGAAGACGUGGGUGAUGAAGGUGAUGUGCUUCCCGCAGACAGUCUGAUCACGCUGGUGCAGCCCGAGCUGCCGAGUCUGAGCCGCCUGUGGCUCGCCGCUCUGAGAGACUACGCCCUGCUCACGCUCCCGGCCGAGUUCGCCAGUCAGCUGCCUCCUGAAGGAGGAGCUUUCUACACUCCCGAGACCAUUGACACGGCACGUCUGCACUACCGCAGCUCCUGGGCUCCCAUCCUGCACGCCGUCGCUCUCUGGCUCAGCACCACUGACUUCGGAGCCCCUGAUGGUCCCGAGGAGCCUCAGAACGCCACCGGUACCGGGCCUGUCGGGUUUCCUCAGGGUCCUGCUGCCCCCAGCAAGAGCCACGACGAGCUGGUCAAAGACAGAAUGCAUCUGCUCUUGGGCAUCAGUAUUGAGUUCCUGUGCUUCCCAAGGCCUGAGGAACCCAUCGAGCGGGUGAUGUCAUGCCUGAAGGCUCUGAGCACGCUGCUCGAGUGCCCACGGGCUCGGAAACACAUCGCCGAGGAUCAGAUGCUGGCGGUGGAGCUGCUGAACGUCCUGCACAGGUUGUUAUUAACACGUGACCCCCCCAGCGUUCAGCUGCAGGUGACGGCCGUGGUGCAGGAGACCAUCCGCUCGGCUCACGAACAUCUGGAGCAGCUCAGGAGCUCCGAGAGUGCUGAAGAAGGCGGGGAGAAGGAAUGGCCCCGCCUCCUCGGAGAGGGCGGAGACUCGGGGGAGCUGCAGCCGGGGAAGUCUCUGGUUUUUGCCGCCAUGGAGCUGCUGGUGUUCCUCCUGGUGCGUCACCUUCCUCAAAUCAACGCCAAAGCAUCAGACUCUCCGAGCCACGUUCCCAUCAAACCUCAGCAGCUGUCCGAGCACAGCAACCGCCUGCUCGCGGUCACUGUGGGCAUCCUGGCAGAACUGCCUGCUCUGUGUUCUCCUGCAGGGAGCAUGACCAUCCUGCCCACGGUGCUGUUCCUGAUCUGCGGGGUUCUGAGGGAGACGGCGGUGAAGGCAGCAGACGGCGCCGUGUCUCCUCCCGUCUCCGCCUCCCUGCAGGCCAUCAAGACCAUCAUCACGUCUCCACUGAGCCGCGUGGGACACAUCCAGCAGCAGUGGAGCAGCCUGGUGAGGAGCAGCCUGGCAUCGGUGCUGGAGUACUCUCAGCCUGAUGAGUCCAGGCCCAGUGUGGAUGAGGUGAGCAUGCUGACGGCCAUCACUCUCUUCCUGGUGUCUGCCGGCUCCGAGCUGCUCGGAGUAACCAGCUUACAGAAGGGCUGCAUGGAGCGUUUCAGAAACGCCCUCAACUCCACCGACCCUCUGGUACAGGCACGGUGUUACCAGCUGCUGCUGUCAGUGUUCCAGCACUCAGUGCGCGCUCUCUCCACCCCCUACAUCCACGCUCUGGCCCCGGUGCUGGUGGAGAAGCUGAAGGCGGCAGAGCGCUCGCGUCCCUCCACCCCGGCCGAGCUCCACGCCCUGCAGGAGGGGGUCCGAGUGCUCGAGGGCCUGGUGGGGCUUGGCGAGGAGCAGAACCGUGUUCAGCUGCUGGCUCUGCUCGUCCCCACCCUCAUCUCCUACCUGCUGGACGAGAACACCUUCUCCUCGGCUCCGCCCACCUCCAAGGCUCUUCACGAGUUCGCUCUGCAGAACCUGAUGUGCAUCGGGCCGCUCUACCCCGCCGCCUUCAAGACCGUCAUGGGGGCGGCACCCGAGCUCAAGCCCCGCCUCGAGGCAGCCAUCAGAGCCAAUCAGGCCAGCAACAAAGCCAAGGCCACGGCUAGACAGGCCCAGCCCACUGUCCAGGCCACGCCCACUAUCAAACUCAAGACCAGCUUCUUCUAGGAGUUUUGAGUUACAUUUUUGGGACCAAAUUGGUACAAAAUUGGGUUUGAAUGUUAAAAUACAACGGUGUGUGUGUUGGUAAACAUCCUGGUAGCUGUCGUAACAAACACGCUGAGUUACAAUUCGCACCUUAAUCACAAAAAGAAAUAGAAUUAGAAGCACUUUUUCAUGAAGUCAUAAACACUCACCUCAUCUUCAUUCCGACAAUUCAAACACUUUUUUUAUUCCAUACUUUUUAAAAUUAGUUUCCUUGUCUUAUGAUUGUCUUUGCGUCUGUAUUUGCAGAUUUUGUGACUGGAAGGUUUUGUUGUUGUUGUUGUUUUGGACAUUAUGUGAAACAGGACACACACUGAAGUGUCUCUGUGCUGCUGCUUUAUUCCGUCUCGCACGUACCGAGUGAAAGGUCUCUGUAAAUAUCAGCGCAUGUUGAGCUCUCCUCUCUUUCUUAUUUAUUAUGCGGUUGAUGAGAGAUCCACUGAAGCUGCACAGAUGUUACAGUUUGCCGUUUUAUCGUCUGUUUUAGUGUCCGAGCGAGGAAUAAACACGAGUCCCGAGGGAAUACAGCGUCAGGAGAAACCCUGCUGAACAAAUGCAACCUGAUCAUAAUAAAGAAAAAAAUAUAUUACACAUGAA